CGCUGGCGUUUGUGUUCAGGGAGGCUGAAGCCCAGAGGACCUCCAGCACCUGAGCAGAAAACCGGUACUGCGCGGGGAUUUUGUGGCAGUCCCGGGCAGGAUGAGUGGCGGUGCGCGCCCAUAGUUGACAUGGAUGAUGAAGACGGCCGGUGCUUGCUUGAUGUCAUUUGCGACCCUCAGGCCCUGAACGACUUCCUCCAUGGAUCCGAGAAGAUCGACAGCGAUGAUCUCCUGGACAACACAGGAGAUGCGGCCAGCGCCUUUUUUGAAGGUGCUGGGCUGCACGUCCAGGAGCCCUCCGGCAACCACCUGAACGCCGAGCAGAGCCAGCCCGCCCCGAGCGUGGACCUCGACUUCCUGGAGGAUGACAUCCUGGGCUCGCCGGCCGGCGCCGCCGCCGCCCUGCCCAGCUCGGAGCAGCCCUGCGACAUCCUGCAGCAGAGCCUGCAGGAGGCCAACAUCACGGAGCAGACGCUGGAGGCCGAGGCCGAGCUGGACCUGGGCUCCUUCCAGCUGCCCACCCUGCAGCCCGUGGUGCAGGCCGCCUCCGACGGCGCCCCGCAGAUCUUCUCCGGCGGCGCCGACCUGAUCGGGCUGCAGCAGCCCGCCGUCCUGACGCACCAGGCGCUGGUGCAGCAGCCGGUGGGAGCGGACGUGGUGAACAAGGCCAUCAGCGUGCAGCCCUUCCUGCAGCAGGUGGGCCUGGGGAACGUCACCAUCCAGCCCAUCUCCAACCUGCAGGGCCUGCCCAACGGCAGCCCCGGCGGGACGCUGGGCAUCGCGCCCAUCCAGGUGGUGGGGCAGCAGGUGAUGGCCAUCAACCAGCCGGCGCAGCAGAUCAUCGCCAAGCAGGUGCAGCCCUCGCCGGUGGCCGCCAUGCCCGUGGGCAGCUACAUCGCCCAGCCGGCCCCCGAGCAGCAGCAGGUGACGCUGGCCUCCGCCGGCGUCUCGCCGCAGGGCGCCGGGCUCGUCAUCCAGAAGAACCUGCCGGCCGUGGCCACCACCACGCUCAACGGCAGCUCCAUGUUCGGCGGCGUGGCCGGCGCCGCAGCCUCGCAGCCCCUCACCGUCACCUCCAACCUGAGCAGCCCCCUGGUGCAGGCCCAGAACGUCAUCAUCCACCGCACGCCCACCCCCAUCCAGCCCAAGCCCGCCGGCGUCCUGCAGCAGAAGCUCUACCAGAUCACCCCCAAGCCCUUCGCCCCCAACAAUGCCACCCUGACCAUCCAGAACGAGGCGGCGCUGCAGCAGCAGAAGGCGCAGCAGAACCUCACCUUCAUGACCGGCAAGGCCGGCCAGAACGUCGUCCUCUCGGGCUUCCCCCAGGGGCUGCCGGCCAACGUCUUCAAGCAGCCCCCGCCGCAGCAGCCGGCGCUCAGCAAGCCCAUGAGCGUUCACCUCCUCAACCAGGGCAGCAGCAUCGUCAUCCCGGCGCAGCACGUGCCGCAGGCGGUGCUGCAGGGCCAGAACCAGUUCCUGCUCCCCGGGCAGCUGGCGGGCGCCUCGGCCGUGCAGCUCCCGCAGCAGCUCUCGGCCCUGCCGGCCAACAUGGGGGGCCAGAUCCUGACCGCCUCGCACGCCAGCGGCCAGGCCCACAUCAUCACCAGCCCGGGGCCGGGCGGGCAGCUGAUCGCCAACCAGGCGCUGCCGGCGCAGAUCCUCACCAACCAGAACAUCGCCGGGCAGCUCAACCUGGGCCAGGUGCUGACCUCGCAGAACGCCCACGGCACCGCUCACAUCCUCUCGGCGCCCAUCCAGCUCCAGCCCGGCCAGGUGGGGCAGCCGGCGCUCUUCCAGAUGCCCGUCUCCUUGGCCGGCAGCCUGACCACGCAGAGCCAGCCGGCGGUGGCCGCCUCGCUGCCCGGCGGCGCCAUCGGCCAGCCGGGCCAGACGGUGAUCCAGGGGGUGACGCUGCCCAGCCAGGUGGCCAUGCUGAACGCCGCCGAGAACCUCGGCCCCGCCGUCAGCAUCCAGCCCCCCGCCGCCGCCGCCAGCAGCCAAAGCCCCGGCCUCGUGCAGCCGCAGCCCGCCUCUGCCGCCGGCCUCCUCCCCGGCGCCGAGCAGUCCUCCUCCAUCCUCACCGUCCAGGCAGCCCCGCAGCCGCCCGCCGCGCCGCCGCCGCUGCAGCUGAGCGUGCAGCCCCCGCCGCCCGCCCCGCCGCCCGCCCCGGCGCAGCCCAGCCCCGGCUUGGCCUCCUCCAGCCCCGAGAAGAUCAUCCUGGGCCAGGCGGCCGCCGCCGGCGCCGUCAUCAGCCAGGACUCCAUGCAGAUGUUCCUGCAGCAGGCGAGUAGCUUCCCCCCCGGGGGCUGA
This is a messenger RNA of Oxyura jamaicensis (ruddy duck), 2310 nucleotides long. Its product is annotated as BRD4-interacting chromatin-remodeling complex-associated protein-like. The record is from RefSeq and is a predicted model, not a curated record. The transcript has 5 exons. Lineage: Eukaryota; Metazoa; Chordata; Aves; Anseriformes; Anatidae. Bases 130 to 2310 code for a protein of 726 amino acids. Gene Ontology annotation, biological process: positive regulation of DNA-templated transcription. Gene Ontology annotation, cellular component: SWI/SNF complex.